Molecule: messenger RNA, 3538 nt
Organism: Cannabis sativa
Lineage: Eukaryota; Viridiplantae; Streptophyta; Magnoliopsida; Rosales; Cannabaceae
Product: DExH-box ATP-dependent RNA helicase DExH10
Exons: 16
Coding region: 238-3192 (984 amino acids)
Biological process (GO): maturation of 5.8S rRNA; RNA catabolic process
Cellular component (GO): nucleus
Molecular function (GO): RNA binding; ATP binding; RNA helicase activity
Source: RefSeq, a predicted model, not a curated record
UUUAUUAACUUAAUUGUUAGAUUUAAGACAAUUUUGAGCCAUAUUUCGUAUUAAAGCCCAAUGUGGCCCAAUACAUUUUCGAACAGCAUCGGAGCAAUACAUGUGUUUUCUUGAAUUUCUUUCUUUUCUGGCAUUCGUUAGUGCUAAAAUCUUACACAAUUAUCCAUAAACCCUAAAUCAAUUUUUUUUUUAAAAAAACUUUAGAAGAGGGAAAAAAAAGCUUCCACCUGUUUAGCCAUGGAGGAAUCUUCGCCAACCUUAGGGAAACGGAAAGACCCCGAAGAGGCAGAAGUCACCGACUCCGCAAAGCGCCGAAGCCUCACACGAACCUGCGUUCAUGAAGUUGCUGUUCCGAGUGGCUACUCCUCGGCCAAGGACGAGUCUGUGCAUGGAACCCUAGCCAAUCCUGUCUACAAUGGAGAAAUGGCCAAGACCUACCAAUUUAAACUCGACCCGUUUCAGCAAGUUUCUGUCUCUUGCUUGGAACGUAACGAGUCGGUCUUGGUCUCGGCUCACACUUCUGCUGGUAAGACCGCGGUGGCUGAGUACGCCAUUGCCAUGGCUUUCAGAGAUAAACAGAGAGUUAUCUACACUUCGCCAUUGAAGGCCUUGAGUAAUCAAAAAUACAGAGAGCUCAGCCAAGAGUUUCAAGACGUUGGUUUAAUGACUGGUGACGUCACUCUUUCGCCAAACGCUAGCUGUUUGGUUAUGACAACUGAGAUUCUCAGGGGAAUGCUUUAUAGAGGUUCAGAGGUUCUGAAAGAAGUUGCGUGGGUUAUAUUUGAUGAAAUUCAUUAUAUGAAGGAUCGUGAAAGAGGGGUUGUUUGGGAAGAGAGCAUAAUAUUCUUGCCGCCGGCCAUUAAAAUGGUUUUUCUCUCGGCGACGAUGUCAAAUGCCACCGAGUUCGCUGAAUGGAUCUGUAAUUUGCAUAAACAGCCUUGUCAUGUCGUUUACACAGAUUUUCGACCGACGCCUUUGCAGCAUUAUGUUUUCCCAGUUGGUGGGAGUGGGUUAUAUCUUGUGGUUGAUGAGAAUGAACAAUUCAGAGAAGACAAUUUUGUGAAGCUGCAAGCUACAUUCUCAAAACAAAAAGAUUUUGGUGACUCCAGAGGUCACAGAGGCUCUAAUGGCAAGCCAAGUGGGAGAAUAGCAAAGGGUGGACCUGCUUCUGGGGGUUCUGACAUUUUCAAAAUCGUCAAGAUGAUUAUGGAAAAAAAGUUGCAGCCAGUUAUUAUUUUCAGCUUCAGUAGGAGAGAGUGUGAACAACAUGCCAUGUCAAUGUCCAAGCUUGAUUUCAACACACAAGAGGAAAAAGAUACAGUAGAGCAAGUUUUUCGUAAUGCCAUUCUCUGCUUGAACGAAGAAGACAGAGAAUUACCGGCAAUAGAGUUAAUGUUACCAUUACUUCAACGAGGUAUUGCUGUUCAUCAUUCUGGUCUUCUUCCAGUUAUUAAGGAGUUGGUAGAGAUUCUUUUCCAAGAAGGCCUUGUAAAGGCACUUUUUGCUACAGAGACGUUUGCUAUGGGUUUGAAUAUGCCAGCAAAAACAGUUGUGUUUACUGCAGUUAAGAAGUGGGAUGGUGAUAGCCAUCGUUUCAUUGGGUCAGGUGAGUAUAUUCAGAUGAGUGGACGGGCUGGGCGUCGUGGCAAAGAUGACCGCGGCAUUUGUAUAAUAAUGAUAGAUGAGCAGAUGGAGAUGAAUACGCUAAGGGACAUGGUUUUGGGUAAACCAGCUCCUUUAGUGAGUACCUUCAGAUUGAGCUACUACUCCAUUUUAAAUUUGAUGAGCCGUGCAGAAGGCCAGUUCACCGCUGAGCAUGUGAUAAAGAAUUCAUUCCACCAAUUUCAGUAUGAGAAGGCUUUACCUGAUAUAGGCAAAAGAGUUUCAAAGCUUGAGGAGGAAGUUGCAGUACUUGAUGCAUCAGGAGAGGCUGCUGUUGCUGAAUAUCAUAAGAUUAAACUUGAUAUAGCCCAAAUUGAGAAAAUGAUGAUGUCAGAAAUAAUGAGGCCUGAAAGAAUUCUGUAUUUUCUUCAACCUGGUCGACUGGUCAGAAUUAGGGAAGGUGGAACAGACUGGGGUUGGGGUGUCGUAGUUAACGUUAUUAAGAAGCCCUCAGCAGGAUUAAGUGCACGUGGGGGCGGUUAUAUAGUGGAUACCUUGCUACACUGUUCACCUGGUUCAAGUGAAAAUAGUUCACGACCCAAACCAUGUCCACCUCGUCCAGGAGAGAAGGGUGAAAUGCAUGUGGUUCCAGUUCAGCUACCCUUGAUUUCUGCUCUCAGCAGACUAAGGAUAUCGAUUCCUCCAGAUCUGCGACCAUUGGAAGCAAGGCAAAGCAUUCUGCUCGCAGUACAGGAGCUGGGAACUCGUUUUCCCCAAGGUCUUCCUAAGUUGAAUCCUGUAGCGGACAUGGGUAUUGAAGAUCCUGAGAUUGUCGAGUUGGUCAAACAAAUUGAGGAGCUUGAAAAAAAGCUAUAUUCACACCCGCUUCAUAAGUCUCAAGAUGUAGAUCAAAUUAAAUCAUUUCAGAGGAAAGCAGAGGUGAAUCAUGAAAUUCAACAACUGAAGACGAAAAUGCGUGAUUCUCAGCUUCAAAAAUUUCGAGAUGAGCUUAAGAACCGAUCACGAGUCCUGAAAAAACUUGGUCAUGUUGAUGCCGAUGGUAUUGUUCAGUUAAAGGGGCGGGCAGCCUGCUUGAUCGAUACAGGAGAUGAACUACUUGUUACUGAAUUGAUGUUCAACGGUACAUUUAAUGAUCUCGAUCAUCACCAAAUUGCUGCUCUUGCAAGUUGUUUUAUUCCAGGAGAUAAAUCAAAUGAGCAGAUACAGUUGAGGACAGAACUUGCAGGGCCAUUGCAACAACUCCAAGACAGUGCGAGAAGGAUAGCAGAGAUACAACAUGAAUGCAAAUUAGACGUAAACAUUGAAGAGUACGUGGAAUCAACUGUUAGGCCAUACUUGAUGGAUGUAAUAUAUUGCUGGUCAAAGGGUGCAAAUUUUUCAGAUGUCAUACAGAUGACUGAUAUCUUUGAGGGCAGUAUCAUUCGAAGUGCCAGAAGGCUUGAUGAGUUUUUGAACCAGUUACGGGGGGCAGCUCAAGCUGUGGGAGAAGUUAAUUUAGAGAACAAAUUCGGUGCAGCUAGUGAGAGCCUUCGCCGGGGUAUAAUGUUUGCAAAUUCCCUCUAUCUUUAAAAUCUCUUCCUGGAGGGCGGCAGAAUAAAAUCCUAGUGAUCUUGGUUUUCAAUGACAUCUCAGUAGCGAAUGCUCAUUCUGCUGUGUGAAGUGUUGUUGUAGUUAGGUUGGUCCUUAUUCUUUCUUUUUGCAUCCAAGUUUUGUUUUGUUCAUUUUAUGACACUGAUAAUGCUUCUAUUGCUCUCUGUUCAAUUGUUAGUUUACACUGUAUACAUCCUAGAUUGGAUCACAAGGAUUCCAUUCGAUAUAUAGUUGUAGAAUAGUUUGAUUAUUUUUGCUGGAAAUGUUUGAAGUAAUUUUGUGAUAAACGCAUAAAAGAUAGGAGGAUUCUACCAUUCUCGUGUUC